This is a messenger RNA of Penicillium hordei, 2025 nucleotides long. Its product is annotated as putative G1/S-specific cyclin Pcl5. The coding region runs from base 1 to 2025 and encodes 674 amino acids. Lineage: Eukaryota; Fungi; Ascomycota; Eurotiomycetes; Eurotiales; Aspergillaceae. Gene Ontology annotation, cellular component: nucleus; cyclin-dependent protein kinase holoenzyme complex. Gene Ontology annotation, biological process: regulation of cyclin-dependent protein serine/threonine kinase activity. Gene Ontology annotation, molecular function: protein kinase binding; cyclin-dependent protein serine/threonine kinase regulator activity. The transcript is spliced from 3 exons. The record is from RefSeq and is a predicted model, not a curated record.
AUGAACUCCACAGUACUCCCGGAUAUGCCAGGGAUGGACGUCUUGGGGUUGAACCUCUCAAACCCAAGUUCUCAAUUGACAGCGUCCCACCAUGCUCACCCCUAUGCAUCCUCGAUCUCCUCCUCCGCCUCCUCAUCUUCCUCAUCUGUAUUCUCUCUCGAUUGCGUUUCCUCGCAGAGCUCGAUAUCAUCGACAUCGACCAACCCGGUUGACGUGAUUUGGGAGAAUGAGAGUAAUAGCCAGUUGGCGGGAAGAAAUCCGAACGGAGCAUGCCCCCGGGCUUUUGCCAAGGGACCUGCUUCCAAGGUGGACGGUGUAGUGCCAUCCGAGCUGCGAACGCAUCCUCGGCGCACUAACAGUUAUUCUUCUAGCGCUCCCAGUGCGCGCCCUCCGCCAUGUCUGCUACGGCAGUCGGAACGGAAGGUGAACUUCGUCGACAACCUCGUCGACACCGCAUCACAGAUUGUUGAGACCAUUUGGCCCCUUUCCGCCGCGGCAUCCCGUAGUGAUGCCGCGACCGGAUCCAAAGGGGUUCUUCCUCUCCGCACUUUUAUCCAGGAGACACUCCGCCGCUCGCGUACUAGCUACAGUACCUUGCAGGUGGCCUUGUAUUAUUUGAUUAAAAUCAAGCCCCACGUGCCCACGCAUGACUUCACUAAGGAGCAGCCUCGCGAUCAGUCGCCUUUGCGGGCGAUGCAGUGUGGACGUCGGAUGUUCCUAGCAGCGCUGAUUCUCGCUUCAAAGUAUCUGCAGGAUCGCAACUACUCCGCUCGUGCCUGGAGCAAGAUUUCUGGCCUUAAUACUCUUGAGAUUAACCAGAAUGAGCUUAUGUUCCUCAAGGCUGUCGGAUGGCGCCUGCACAUCGAUGAGGCAACCUUUCAGCGUUGGACUGACUUGGUCUUGAAGCUGACCCCUGGUGCCGGUGGACCCCCGGUUGCUAAAGAGUCAGAGCCCAUGACCCCAGUUUCGGCGAUGGGUGGGAUGGAUCUCGGUCUGUCAGAAUACCUCUCGCCUCGUAGUCUGCCAAGCAACGAGUCGGUACGCUCCUUGCCGUGCGAACAAACUCCGACUUACGCUCGGACUCUUCCGCGAACCCUGGAGCCGACUCCGCGCAUGGAUUUUGCCAACUUGGCUUUGCCCAGUGUUCCACGGCCUCUGAUGCUUCCCACGCCACAGAUGACCCCCCAAUCUCAAGUGUCCUCCACUCCUGCUGCGAGUUUGGCUGCUUACAACCCCCGUCGCCCAUCCAUAUGUACGGCUAUGUCUCAGGCGCAGAAUGCGUGCAUGGCGCGAUCAACACUCGAUCAGCGCCCGCCCCUGUCAUUCUGCCCUCGGACUCAGUCGUACGAUGGUUACCCGGCUGCGGCUCGUCGGUCAUCUUUGGCUCGCUCGACCUCCUCGGCAUCGUCGCCUGACUCGAUGGUUUCGGAUGUCUCUACUCUGUCGUCCCGCUCGUCGCGGUCGUCAUCAGUCUCGUCUAACGCCUCGGGUACUUCUGGCUCGGCGCCAGCUCGUCUGGCUGUUAAGGCCACAUUGCGCUGCACAAGCAACUCCCUCAAGGAGUCCCGGAAGACUCUGGCCAUUGCCUCUCCGAUUGAUGAGAGUUGUCUGGUCGGUGUCUACGGCUCUCCUGAAUAUCCUAGUUCCAUGGGUUCUUCGGUCCCAGACCUGUCUAAUUUCCCCCUGGAUUCCAGCCUGAGCGAAGCUGCUCAGAGUCUCUGCGAGCUUUCUGGCGCGACGCCCGAACGGCGCCAGUGCCGAAAACGUGGACGUACUGGAUCCGACGAUCUCUUGCUCCAAAACCAUGUGCGCCAUCUGAUCAACCUCGGCGCCUCCGGAGACCAAUCCGUGUUGCCUGAUGGAAAGUUCCCACGCUCGUUCAUGACGCAACAUGGGUCCUCCAUGACCCCUAUGCAGACUGGCCCAGUCUCUGGACCAGCAGGCAUGAAACGUGCCUGCUGUGGCAGUGAAGCACGCAAGAUCGCGUUGAACCCGAGCCUCCGUGUUGCGGAGUACUUGAAUUAA